Messenger RNA from Lodderomyces pseudojiufengensis, 5730 nucleotides. It is a transcript of the gene MLP1, whose product is annotated as Mlp1p. The record is from RefSeq and is a predicted model, not a curated record. Gene Ontology annotation, molecular function: structural constituent of nuclear pore. Gene Ontology annotation, cellular component: nuclear pore. Gene Ontology annotation, biological process: mRNA export from nucleus; protein import into nucleus. The coding region runs from base 1 to 5730 and encodes 1909 amino acids. NCBI's taxonomy places the organism in Eukaryota, Fungi, Ascomycota, Pichiomycetes, Serinales, Debaryomycetaceae. The transcript has a single exon.
AUGGGUGAUGACACUCAAUCGGGUAAUAAUAUAGAACACAAACAAACAGAUGAUACUCAAAAUUUGGAUACAAAACAAAUUGAUGUGGAACCAAUCACCAAUCAGUCACAAGGUUCACCAGCCAUUGAGGAAAAUGAAAAUCAAUCACAACAAACAAAUCAACCUCCAGAAUCUGGGAAAGCCAAGGUCCAAGUUGUAGAAGAAGAUAAUAAGGAGAAUCUGAUUCUCGAAACUGGGGACGAUCUGAUGAUACAAGAAGAUCCUCAUACUUCAUUUUUGCAACCUUCACUGAAUGAUAAACAAUAUACCACGCCGUCCAAAUCACUACCACCUUUGAAAGACCAAGAUUUAAUAGUGACUCCAAAACUUUUUGAAGUGGCUGAAGAUAAUAUUGAGAACCAUCAUAUGGAAGAUUCAACAGCGAUAGUUGCAAGUUCACCAUUUCGAAAUAAUAUUUUAUCAGAAUCUGUAAGUUUGGAUGAAGAUUCAAAAUAUAUUGCAAAAACUUUAGGACUCAAUUCGAAGAUAUCUGCAAUAAAGGAUAAAGCUGCGAUAAAACUGAUAGCAUCUUUAGCCAGAGAGUUUGAAAGUAUAAUGUCUAAAAAUGAAAGAUUGAAAAAUGAAGCAGAACUGAGCUCGACUAUUAUAAAAGGAUUGAGGCAGCAAUUGUCGGACUUGAGCAAAGUUCAGCUGACAUUUGAAAAGGAAAAUUCAAACAUCAUGUUACAACAUAUUGAAGAUGAAAAACGAUUCAAAGAAAUUCAAAACAAAUUAGAUUUAAAACUUGCUGAAAUUAAAAAAUCAGAAGAAGUAAAGAAUGCUGAAAUUAGGGAUUUGAAAGAAAAUCAGAGUCAAAUGGAAGUUAAAUAUUUACAAAAAAUAGAAGAAGCAUCAACAAUUAAUGUGGAACAAAGUAAGAAGAUAAACCAACUAAUAUCACAAUAUAAUAAAUCAGAAAAUGAAAGAUUUAAUAACAAACUCGAACUAACAAAGGCUCAAAAUGAAAUAAAUUAUUUACAAAAUCAAAAAGACUGGUUAAAUAAAGAACUUGAGUCUUCUCAAAUUAAAAUAUCCAAUUUAAUGAAGAAGCAUGAGUCGGAUAGACUUAGGAAUGAUACCGAGACAUCUGAUUUGGAGCAUAAAGCACAGAAAUUAGAAUUAUCUUAUCAAAAUCAACAAAAAAUAAUAAACGAAUUAAAUAAAUCAUUGGAGACUCAAACCAACAAAUUUUUGGAAUUAGAGAAAAAAUCAAAAGCUAUUGAAAAUAAAUAUUCAAAGGAAGCUAGUGCCACAAAAGAACUACUAGAACUUACGAAAAUUCAGAGUGAUCAACGUCAAGAUAGAAUUGAACAAUUGGAGGCUUACUCAGAUGAUCUCAAAAUCAAAUCUGACCAAUCAAUAACAAGUCUACAGCUGACGGUAGCAUUUCAAAACUCAGAAAUUCUGGAGUUAAAUGAAAAAGUUGAAAGAUUAAAAUCUGCUUUAGACUCAAAAUUGGAAUUUCCAUCAAAUGGUACAAUCGAUGAAGUUGGAAUAUCACUAACUGAUUUAUAUACGGAAUACAAUCAUAUUAAAAAACAAUUAGCAAUAGAAAGGUCACAGAAAGAAGAUACUGAAAGACAAUUGGAAGCAUUCGUAGUUGAGUUAGAUUCAAAAAAACCAGCAAUGGCAAAUUAUAGAGAUCAAAUAACAUUUUAUGAAUCAAGUCUAACGGAAAUGCAAACUACGGUUGAUACACUUCGUUCUGAGAAAUUAGAUAUCGAAAAGGAUUGUAAAAGAUUAAGGUCAAGAGUAGUAGACAACGAAAAUGAAAUUACAAGCAUGAAAAAAACAAUACAAGAUUUAGGGCGACAAUUGUGUUAUUUCCUAAUACAUUCACAAAUCAAAGAAAAUAAUCAAGAGCCUUUAUCAUUAGCGGAAAAGAAUUAUAUAGAAAAAAUAUUGGCAAGUACAGGAAAUUUUGAUGAUGUGAAUGAAUCACAAUCCGAUAUAUUACUUCGAGAUAGACUAUUGAUUUUUAAAAAUGUAAAAGAAUUAUUUGAUAAAAAUCAGGAAUUGUUUUCGACUGUAAGACAAUUGACGAAAAGAUUGGAGAAUUUCGAACAAGAAAAUGACAAUAUAGAAUCAACGGCAAUAGAUGAAGCUGAGGAUGCUAUUUUAUCUCUCGAUGCAGAAUUGGAAAAAGUCACCAUCAAAUUGAAUGCUGUUACAAAAGAAAGAGAUGCACUCAAAAGGUUUAACGACAAAUUGGCAAAUGGUGCUGAUUCGAAUAAAUCAAUAGCAGAAGCACAUGGUAAUGAUCAAGAAUUUGAAAAAGUAUUAAAGAAAGUAAAAGCGGAAUCUGCUAAAUCAAUUGAAAACUUAAACAGAGAUAUUGAAAGAAUUACUAGAGAAAAAAUAGAACUUGCUUCCCAAUUAUCAUUAACACAAAAAUCAUCUGAAUUCCUCGAAACCAAAUUGCAAUCUAGUCAGAAAGAAGUAGCUUCCGCAGUAACUGAAAAAGAUCAAAUCAAAUUAGAUUUAAACCAUAUUAAGAAAAGAUAUGAUACAUUCGAAAAUCAUUUGAAUGAGAAAACUCAGAGGUGUCAAGAAUUAGAAUUACAAUUAUCUGAACUCCGGUUGUUGAAUUCAUCACUCACUCAAGAAAAAGAGUUCAAUAAAGAAAUCAAUACGACAUUGAAACAAGAAAUAUCUUCAUUAAGAGAAGACAAAGCAAAAGUCAACGAUACAAAUGAAAACUUGCAAAACAUGCUUAGAGAUAAGAAUUUAACAAUAAUUAAUUUAACAAAUCAAAUCAAUGAAUCGAAUGAAGCAAUUAAAUCAAUACAAUCCAAGGUAAAUGAAAAGGAAGAAAAAAUUCAAAUUUUAUUGAGUCAAUCGGAGAUGUCAUUCAAAGCACAGAAUACCAAUUUGGAACAAAUAAAUGAAUUAGCUACUCAAUUGUUGCAAUAUAAAAAUGAUUUGAUGAACAAAGAAAAAUUGAUUGAACAACUUAAAAAAUCAGUAUUGACAGAUUUAACGGCUCCUGAAAUUGAAAAAUUGAAUACAGAUUUAUUGAAUAGUAAAAACCGUAUAACCCAGUUAACAGAAAUAAUUCAAUCGAAAGAAGACUUAUUGGUUGAGGCAAAUAAAGCUUUUAAAAUAGAUAAAGAUAGUUUUGAAGAAAAAAUGAAAGUUCAAGUUGAUGCAAACAAGGUUGUGGAAGAGAAAGUAGUUAAAUUAACAGCAGAUAUUGAUACUAAAGAGGAAAAAAUAUUGGCAGCUGAGCGUCAAAUUGGUGAGAUUGAAAAUAAAAUGAAAGAAAUGUCUGAAAAAUUGGAAAAAGCUGAUGGUAAUGAAAAAAUAUAUCAAGAGCGACUCAAAAAUCUCAAUAGUAGUCUAACCAAUGAGAAGAAUAUUGCUAAUGUUUUACAACAAAAGUUACAAGAUGAGUCAAGUAAGAACCAACCAUUAACUCAACAAAUUGAAACUUUGAAAACUCAAGCUGAAGAAAAUGAGAAAACAAUUAAAGAGUUGAAAACUCAAAAUGAUAGAAUAAAACAGAUUGAGGAUGAAAUGGAUACUAAUAAAGCAAAUUUUGAAACUGAAAAAUCCAUAUUGGACAAAAAAAUUAGUGAGUUGGAAAAUCAAAAUAAACUUUUAUUAAAUCAAUUGGAAUUAUCAAAUACAAACCGUGAAAGUGCUGAUGGUUCAGAUGAUCUUAAACAAAUACUUGAGUAUUAUCGCCGUGAAAAAGAGAGUGUUGAUUUUAAAUUAUCUACCCUAGAAGAAGAAAAUUCUAGCUUAAAAAAUAGGCUAAUUGAAGCUAGUAAAGUUAGUGAUGACUCAUCACCAAAUCAAUCCUUGAGUGUUACCAACAAUGAUAAAGAGCAAGCUUUAUUAAGUGAACAAUUAGAUCAAAUUAAAACAAUUAAACAAGCAAAUGCUGGUUUAACUCAUGAACUGAAUAAAAAAUCUCAAGAAAUUACAAAAUUGAAAACUGAAUUAACAAAAAUUCAAAAUGAAUUGAACUCGAUUAAACAAAACUCAAAUAAUCUGAAUUCACAAUUGAGUUUUGAUCAACAGAGAUUAAAAUUAUUGACUGAAGAAAAUACCAGGUUAAAAGCUAUAUCAUCUGGUAAAGCAUCAAAUACAUCAAAAGGUCCAAGUCCAGAAAUUUUGAAAAUGCAAGAGCAAAUGGAGAAAUUAAAAACCAAAGCAAAUGAAAGAAUAUUGUCUAUGAGAAAAGAAAUUGAUGCUAAAGAAGAAGAUAAAAAAUCAUUGAAAAAUCAAAUUGAAGAAUUGACUAAAGCUUCCGCUGAUAAAUUGGCUGCUGCUAUUACAGAAAAAGAUGAAUUACAAAAUAAAUUAUCAUCAUUAGAAGCUAGUUUAAAAGCACAGUUUGAAAACGAAAUACAACAACUUCGCUCAACUUUAGUCAAUGGAGAUUCAUCUCAAAAGAAAAUUGAUGAAUUAACGAAAAAAUUAGAAGAGGAAACCAAAUCAUAUCAUUCAAAAUUAGAAGUUGAAAAAGAAAAAAUUAGGCAAGAAGUUGAAAAAAAAUUUGAAUUUAAAAUGAAGAUUUUGAAUAGAAAAAUUGAUAAAUUUGAAUCUGAAGCUAGAGCUAAAAGCGCUCCACAAUUUCCAACUCAAAACCCACCUCAAAAUCAAUUUUCAACUCAACCUCAACUUCCACCACGAACUCAAUCCCAAUCAACUCAACAGACUCAAGCAUCAUCAGUUAAUGUUACACCUACACCAGCUCCAAUUAAUUCUAGGCCCCAACCCCUCAAUUCAUUUGCUUCAACGACAAACCUGCAAACAUUUAAAAAUACCAAUACGACCAAUGGCUCAGAAACUAUUAAAUCAAACUUAACUCCUAGCGUUUCAGAUACAAGUAAUGUUCCUGCUUCUCCAGCCAAAAAUGUCGUGUCGAAUGCUUCCAAUAAGUACGUUAGGGCUACAACUAAUCCUAGCCCACAACCACAACUGAUUUCACAGACUGUAAGACCAAAUACACAACCUACAAUCUCACAAUCUGCUACUACUCAGCAUUCAAUUACUCAAACCCAACCGCAAUCUCAAUCAGGAUCGGAGCGUCAAGGUCAGCUACAACCUCAAUCUCAACCUCAACCUCAAUUUCAACCCCAGUCUCAAUCUGAACUUCAACCUCAAUCUGCGCCUCAAACUCAAAUUCAAGCUCAACCACAACUUCAACCUCAACCUCAACCUCAACCUCAACCUCAAUCUCAAUCUCAACCUCAAUCUCAAGUUCAAGCUCAACCACAAGUGGAAUCUCAAUCUGAACCUCAACUUCAAGUGAAUAUUCAAACUGCGGCAGUCGUUCAAACAAAGGAGGUAAUUGAAACUGAACCAGUACCUCAGCCUAUCCAAGUAGCUGUAUCACAAACAUCAACUCAAUCAAAACCAGAAUUAUUACCAAAAAUUCAAGAGAUUCCCGCGCCACAAAAUCUUAUCAAUGCAAAUACAAAUACAAUUACAAAUACAACAAAGGAUCAAGUUAUUAAACCUACAAGCAUUGAACAACCUACUUCAGAACAACCAUUACUUGUAAAAAGACCAACUAUUGCUAAAACAGAAGCAAGAAAAUCAGCAGAUGCUGCAAAUGCUGCUUUAUUAUCAAAUACUGCUUCGUCUUCAUUAGGUACAAAUACUUUAGAAACAUCAAUUUUUGAAAGAAAAAGAUCAAUUAAUGAUGAAAGGCCCAAAAUCAAAAAAGCUAGAAAUUAA